Arvicanthis niloticus (Nile rat) is the source of this 5033-nucleotide messenger RNA. It is a transcript of the gene Ppp2r3a, whose product is annotated as protein phosphatase 2 regulatory subunit B''alpha. Gene Ontology annotation, cellular component: protein phosphatase type 2A complex. Lineage: Eukaryota; Metazoa; Chordata; Mammalia; Rodentia; Muridae. Gene Ontology annotation, biological process: protein dephosphorylation. Gene Ontology annotation, molecular function: calcium ion binding; protein phosphatase regulator activity. The record is from RefSeq and is a predicted model, not a curated record.
CGCGCUGCGGGAAGCCAGGGUGGCGUGUGCGCGUCGCCUGCUAACCGAGGCAGCGGCGGGAGGAGGAGCAGCGGGCACUGAGGUUCUCUGUCCCUCACAGAAAUGGAUCACUUAAGGCCUGGGAGGACUCAAUUAUCACAGUACUCCUGUACCGUCAACUAAGGUUUAUAUGACAGUUUAUAGACCCACUGAAGAGUUAAAAGAAGAGAUUCUUUCAUAGAAACAGUCCUAUAGUACCAUGCUACUAAAGUGUACAUAUUUAAGUUAUUAGACUUGCUAAUAUAAGCAUAAAUGUGCGGCAGCUACUGUAUACUGAUAGCUACCAAACCUCAAAUUUAAAGAUUUCCCUUCAUGGAAAAGUUACUAUAUUUUGCAAGAACCACUGAACACUGUCAUCAAAUAUUUUUUCAGCAAAGUAUCAUUUAGGAAAUUUUUCUUGAAACAAACUCUAUAAAGUUCUGAGUCCUACCAUUGAGUGAAUUUGAUAUUAUGGCAGCAACUUACAGACUUGUGGUUAGCACUGUGAACCAUUAUAGCAGUGUAGUGAUAGACCGGCGCUUUGAACAAGCCAUACAUUAUUGCACUGGAACCUGUCAUACCUUCACACAUGGGAUAGACUGCAUUGUGGUGCAUCAUAGUGUUUGUGCAGACCUCUUACAUAUCCCUGUAUCUCAGUUCAAAGAUGCAGAUCUGAACUCUGUGUUUUUGUCUCAUGAGAAUGGGCUUUCCUCAGCUGAAGAUUAUCCCCAUCAGGCCCUCACAGGCAUACCCAGGGCCAAGAAAGCAUCUACAUUUCAGAAUACCUGUAACUUAAAGGACAUUGCAGGAGAAGCAAUCAGCUUUGCCAGUGGGAAAAUAAAGGAAUUUUCCCUUGAAAAACUCAGAAAUGCAAACCAUGCAGCUUACAAAAAAGGAAGAAAAGUUAAAUCUGACUCAUUUAAUAGGAGGUCAGUUGAUUUUGACUUACUCUGUGGCCAUUAUAAUAAUGAUGGGACCUCUCCAUCCUUUGGCUUACUCCGGAGUUCCUCAGUGGAGGAAAAAUCUUUAUCUCAUAGAAAUUCAUUAGAUACAAACCUGACUUCCAUGCUUUUUCAGAACUUGUCUGAAGAAGAUCUAGUUACACAGAUUUUGGAAAAACAUAAAAUAGAUCAUUUUUCUCCUGGGACAGACAUAAAAAUGUGCUUGGACAUCUUACUGAAAUGCUCUGAAGAUUUGAAAAAAUGCACAGACAUCAUAAAACAAUGUAUAAAGAAAAAGUCAGGAGGAAGCAUCAAUGAAGGAAGUGGCAAUGAGGCAAUUUCUAACUCUGAAACUGUCUAUAUGAAUGUAAUGACCAGGUUAGCUUACUACCUGAGAAAGUUACCAUUUGAAUUUAUGCAGUCUGGGAAUAACGAGACCGUAGAUUUGACAGAACUUGUCAAUAAUAUACCUAACUUACAGCUGACUCCAUUCUCCCCAUUAUAUGGGACUGAACAGCCCCCUAAAUAUGAAGAUAUUGUCCACCUCUCAGCCCUUGACUCUGCACAGUUUCAGACUGUUGAAUUGAAAGAUGACAAGCAUAAUUUUAAACAAACAGACACUGUAAAAACCACUCCAAACAACACAAAUUCCUUGUGUAGCUUGGAGGUAAACGAUCCUGGAACUCUAAAACCUGUGCAGCUUCAAUCACCGUUAUUAACCGUAAGCCAUUUAGAGAAUGUUUCUUCUGGUAACUUAAUGGAAACUCUAUAUAUUGAAGAAGAGUCAGAUGGGAAGAAAUCAUUAGAUAAAGGACAAAAAGCAGAGAAUGGACAAGGUCAGGAACCAUUAAAGGUAAAUGAACAUAAAGAAUUUUCAGACCAUGAUACCUAUCUUAAAAAAUGUCCUGCCUCAAUGCAAAAUGAAAUUGGUAAGAUAUUUGAAGAGCCAAUGAUGGUUCAUCCACCUAAGGAAGAUUCUAAAUUAGCAGUUCCUACCACAGAACUCAGAGACCAGAGACACUUUAUAAAUCCCAACAGUCAAGAAGAGAUAGACAAAUUAUUAAUGGAUUUGGAAUCAUUCUCACAGAAAAUGGAGACCUCUCUAGGAGAACCACUUGCCAAGGGUAAAAGCAUCAAUUCUCUAAAUAGUCAUAGUCAUUUGACUGGUCAGAUCCGAAAAGAUCUUGAGUCUAAACCUGUAGUCUCUUCAGCUACGGAAAAAGUCUCACCUUCUUGUCUAACAAGGAUUAUUGAAAACAAUGGACACAAAAUAGAGGAAGAGGACCGAGCCCUCUUACUUCGAAUUCUGGAAAGCAUUGAAGACUUUGCUCAAGAACUAGUUGAAUGCAAGUCAGGCAGAGGAAGCCUAUCACAAGAAAAGGAAAUGAUGCAAAUUCUACAGGAAACCUUGACAACUUCCUCCCAGCCCACUCCCUCCAUCUGUAGGAGCCCUGUGGGUGAGAAACCCAAAGAUAGUGCUUCAGUUGUUUUGAUUCAGCAGACACCAGAAGUGAUCAAGAUUCAAAAUAAACCAGAAAAAAAACCUGCAACACCAUGUCCACCUGCAGCUGCCCUUCCAAGUAGUCCCCAGCCUGUCUCCCCUGUUCCUUGUGUGAGUGAUGUCGCAAAUACACCGUUGUCCAUAAACAUUCCACAGUUCUACUUUCCUGAAGGACUCCCAGACACCUGCAGUAACCAUGAACAGAUCCUAAGCAGAAUUGAAACUGCUUUCAAGGACAUUGAAGAUCAGAAAGCAGAUAUUCAUGAAAUGGGGAGAAUUGCAAAGGUCUGUGGCUGUCCACUCUAUUGGAAAGCCCCCAUGUUCAGGGCUGCAGGAGGAGAGAAGACUGGACUUGUGACAGCACAGUCAUUCAUCACCAUGUGGAAAAAGUUGCUAAGUAACCAUCAUGACGAUGCCUCCAAAUUCAUCUGGCUUCUGGCAAAGCCCAGCUGCAGCUAUCUAGAACAAGAGGAUUUUAUCCCUUUACUUCAGGAUGUGGUAGAUACACACCCUGGCCUCACCUUCCUGAAAGAUGCUCCAGAAUUCCAUUCCCGCUACAUCACCACGGUUGUUCAGAGAAUAUUCUACACAGUCAACAGAUCCUGGAGUGGAAAAAUUACUUCGACAGAGAUAAGGAAAAGCAACUUUUUGCAAACUCUGGCCCUUUUGGAGGAAGAGGAAGAUAUAAACCAAAUCACAGAUUACUUCUCUUAUGAACAUUUCUAUGUCAUUUAUUGUAAAUUCUGGGAACUAGAUGGUGAUCAUGACCUGUACAUCAGCCAAGCUGAUCUGUCUCGAUACAAUGACCAGGCUUCAUCAAGUAGAAUUAUUGAAAGAAUAUUUUCUGGAGCAGUGACAAGAGGAAAAACUGUACAAAAAGAGGGAAGAAUGAGCUAUGCAGAUUUUGUUUGGUUUUUGAUUUCUGAGGAAGACAAACGGAAUCCUACCAGCAUUGAGUACUGGUUCCGCUGCAUGGAUGUGGAUGGAGACGGCAUACUUUCCAUGUAUGAACUAGAAUACUUCUAUGAAGAGCAGUGUGAACGGAUGGAAGCCAUGGGCAUUGAGCCCUUGCCGUUCCAUGAUCUGUUGUGCCAGAUGCUUGAUUUGGUGAAACCAGCUAGUGAUGGCAGAAUAACUCUGCGAGAUCUGAAGAGGUGCAGAAUGGCUCACAUCUUCUAUGACACUUUCUUUAACCUGGAGAAAUAUUUGGACCAUGAACAAAGAGAUCCUUUUGCAGUCCAGAAGGAUGUUGAAAAUGAUGGCCCUGAGCCCUCUGACUGGGACAGAUUUGCUGCUGAGGAGUAUGAGGCUCUGGUGACUGAGGAAUCUGCCCAGGUUCAGCUCCAGGAAGGCUCAUUUGAAGAGUAUGAAUCGGAUGAACCUGUAUCUCCCUCUGAACUUGGAAACAAGGGCAAUAAAAUAGUAACUUCAAGCCUUUCAGAGAAAUGUGGAAAGCUUCAGUCAGUGGAUGAAGAGUAGUUGCCAUUAUCUACACAAAAAGGAUGGUGUGGAGAGAUGUUCUAGUUUGUGCACUGCUUUGUAAAGGGUUUGAUUCCUCCAAGUGCACUAGAAACUAAAAUGCUCUAAGUAGUUCAGCACAGGAGACCCCUCCAGUUUGUUGAAAAUGUGCAGAGCUCUUCCUUGGAAGUAACAUACUGUCAUCAGUCACCUUCCAAAGUCUGCAGUCCGUGUUCUACACCCCUCAGUGUAUGGAGGCUCUCUUGGAAACAAGGCCACACACAGUUCUCUGUACAGAAGCAGAAGCUGCCUUGGUAUUGGCCAGCUUCCCUAGGGUACCUCAGGCUCCUACAGAACCUGUAAGAAAACUUCACUUGCAGAAAACUUGAGUCAAAAAUUUUGGAACUUGAAAAAGGGCCUCUAGAACUGGCUUUGUCCUAGUAACAAAAGCACUGCCAAAACAUCUCAGAAACUACGUCUAUGUACUGGAGUUCAGGGACCUUGAAUUUACCUGGUUUAAUGUAAUUUCACAAUGACCUGCCAAACUGCUAAGUCACUUUACAUUCUCAGGUAUUGUAACCAACCACUGGGCCCUUCCAGCUCUGCUGGUUAAGCUCUGGCAGCCUCUGCAUCUGACUGUGGACCUUGUGUAAAAAUCUCAUGAAAAUUUUUCUGAAAAUGAAGACAAGUACAGAAUUUGGCACUUACUAACAUUUGCAGACAAUUAUUGGAUGAUGUAUUAAUCUACAGAUUAAUGACCUAUUUUCAUUUCUAGCAGAAGGCUUUACUUGAAGACUUAAGGAAUGUGACAAACCAUUGAAACUUCUCACUAUACAUACUCCGUUCCCCUCUCUUGAAUACUAGACGAAGUCAAAAGUAAAAGGCACAAACUAAGCAACAGUAUUCCUUACUUCCUGUGGAAAAUACCUACUACAGCAGGUGUUUCAUCCACCUCACUCUAUCAACCUUGGAAGAAAAACAAUGAUUCUCACCCACAGUAGAAAGCCUGUUUUACUACAGUAGUAAAUUAAGAGUCCUAUACUUUUCAACAGGCCACAGUGCAGCCAACCCCUACAAUAUGGUUGUUGUUACCCUUUAUGCUGAAAAAAAAAAAA